UGUUCGUACUUAAUGGUGUUAAUGAAGCAUUUUACUCCCUACACAAUUAGUCAAAAAUGAGAAGAAAGUGUAAAAAAUAAAGUGAUAUGUUACCUGCUAGCUGUCCCCAAGGCACAGGAAGUAGUGGACCUACGCGAGAACGGCAAAAAUCAGGUGAAGUAGUCCCUGCGUCACCAACCAAAGAAGGACAAGCAUUUACAUUCGACAAGAAGCCUGAAAAUAAAUUGCAAAUUCAAAGUUCGCAGGACGAAGAGGAGCCCUAUUUUACAAAGCCCGCUUCGAGUUAUGAUCAACCUCGACCCAGAGCUAAUACAGUAUCUGAAGGAACCCAACCAGUGCGAAAUGCAUCUAAGACACCCACUGUUUUCCGAUGGGAAGGAGGAGGUAAGGACGUAUGUAUCUGCGGUACCUUUUCCAACUGGGAGACUAUUCCCAUGGUAAAAAGUUAUGGAGACUUUGUUGCCAUAGUCGACCUCCCAGAAGGCGAACACCAGUACAAAUUUUAUGUUGACGGAGAAUGGAAGAAUGAUCCCGGUAAUAAAAUUAUAGAAGAUGAUAGCGGGGCUAAGAACAAUCUUAUUGUUGUAAAGAAAUCAGAUUUUGAGGUGUUUCAAGCAUUAGCUAAAGAUAGUGAAAAUGCAAAAGAUGAUUCACAGAAAGAAUUUGGACAGGAUAUACCACCAAACAAACCUUGGGAAAAAACAAGUGGUCCACCUAUAUUACCACCACAUCUUCUUCAGGUUAUUCUAAAUAAGGACACACCAUUAUCAUGUGAACCUACUCUUCUCCCGGAACCCAACCACGUCAUGUUAAAUCAUUUAUAUGCACUAUCUAUAAAGGACGGAGUGAUGGUACUAAGUGCUACGCAUAGAUAUAGAAAAAAAUAUGUUACCACUUUGUUAUACAAACCUAUUUAAUGGGAUUUAAUCUAUUUUGUACAUAAUGUAGAUGGUAUUUUAACUGCGACUUCUUUGAAAUCUUGGUAUCUAAUAUCUAAUUGUUUUAGGGAUUUUUUUUGUAGAUACAAGGCUUUCAAUUUUUGUAUAUUAUUGAGAUAAGUAUUAAAACAUUUAAUUUUAUUUAAAUUUAAAAA
Molecule: messenger RNA, 1093 nt
Organism: Diabrotica virgifera virgifera (western corn rootworm)
Lineage: Eukaryota; Metazoa; Arthropoda; Insecta; Coleoptera; Chrysomelidae
Gene: alc
Product: 5'-AMP-activated protein kinase subunit beta-1
Exons: 5
Coding region: 87-917 (276 amino acids)
Biological process (GO): signal transduction
Cellular component (GO): nucleotide-activated protein kinase complex; cytoplasm; nucleus
Molecular function (GO): protein kinase binding
Source: RefSeq, a predicted model, not a curated record